Molecule: messenger RNA, 1183 nt
Organism: Serpula lacrymans var. lacrymans S7.9
Lineage: Eukaryota; Fungi; Basidiomycota; Agaricomycetes; Boletales; Serpulaceae
Exons: 5
Coding region: 85-1095 (336 amino acids)
Biological process (GO): ergosterol biosynthetic process
Molecular function (GO): C-4 methylsterol oxidase activity; iron ion binding
Source: RefSeq, a predicted model, not a curated record
ACUGCUCUCCCUUUUUAAAAGACAGCGCCCCACAAAAAGCUAGAGAAAGUACUUCGACGUACUCACUCAAAGUUUUAGACCGCCAUGUCUUUCAACGCGACGGCAGCAACCAUGCAUUCUGCUGCGGCUCAGCAGUUAUAUCCCAACUUGGAUUUCUCUUCAUUGAACUGGCUCGAGCAGCUAUGGGUUAGUUGGUAUUUGUGGAUUGACAACCCCAUCAUCGCGACUGGUUUGGCCAGUUUCCUCUUGCAUGAGAUUGUGUACUUUGGUCGUUCUAUUCCUUGGAUCAUCAUCGACGCUAUCCCAUUCUUUCAGAAGUGGAAGCUGCAGCCUAACAAGAUCCCGACACCUCAGGAGCAAUGGCAGUGUACUAAACAGGUUUUGUUCUCUCACUUCACGAUCGAGCUUCCUGCUAUCUGGUUGUUCCACCCACUUGCUGAAAGCCUUGGCAUGUCUACCUACCAGGUUCCCUUCCCUUCAUGGCAAACUAUGCUCCCCCAGAUAGCUAUCUUCUUCGUCUUCGAGGACAUGUUCCACUACUUUGCUCACCAAGCUCUUCACACCGGUGUCCUGUACAAGCAUAUUCACAAGAUUCAUCACAAAUACUCUGCUCCUUUCGGGCUUGCUGCAGAGUACGCUCACCCCGCUGAAGUUUUCAUCCUCGGUACUGGUACUAUCGCCGGACCACUGUUGUAUUGCUACUUCACCCGGAACUUGCACAUCUUCACGGUCUACUUGUGGAUAACUCUGCGUCUCUUCCAGGCCAUCGAUGCUCACAGCGGUUACGACUUCCCCUGGUCCCUCCAGCACAUCCUCCCCUUCUGGUCUGGUGCUGAACACCACGAUUUCCACCAUAUGGCAUUCACGAACAACUUCUCGACCUCGUUCCGGUGGUGUGACCGUAUUUUCGGCACUGAUGACAAGUACCGGGAAUAUCGUAAACGUAUUGCUGCCAGUAAGGCUGCUAUGAAGAACAAGAGCAAGGAUGAGCAGGAGGCGGCUGAGCGUGAGCUGAUUGCAGAGAUCGAGGCCGAGGGUAUUCGGGCUGAGGCUAUAGCAGAAGGCAGUGCGCCAAAGACAGUGAAAGUCCAGUAAACGCAUGGGAUAUGCCAUUUAAUAUUGAUAGAUUGCGCACAUAUUAUACCUGGUUAUGAAUAAUCAAUUGGAUGCAUUUUUUGCGAUA